AUGGUGUGCCUGGGACUCCUCCUCCCCGUGGGCUGGCUCCUCCUCCUCCUCCUCAGCCCAGGGGCCUGUGGGGAGUACGGCGUGGUCCACGUCGUGUCGGACAACUGGAGCAAGGAUUACUGCGUCCUAUACAGUUCCGACUACGUCACCCUUCCCCGGGACCUGCGCCACGCGCCACUCCUGCCCCUGCACGACGGCACCAAGGCAUCGUGGUGCCCCAGUGAGGACUCCUUCCACCACACCCAGGCUAGCUCCUCCAGACAGAGACCCCUCCACCAGACCACCGCCAUGGUCACGCGUGGCAACUGCAGCUUCUAUGCCAAAGGCUGGCUGGCUCAGGGCCAAGGUGCACACGGACUGCUCAUUGUGAGCCGGGCCAACGACCAGCAGUGCCCAGACACUACCCUGAAGCCCCUGGACCCCAGCGAGCCCCGGCCCGGACUCACCAUCCCCGUGGCUGUCAUCAGCUACGCAGACGUGCUGGACAUCCUCAGCCACACUCACGGCGAUGCCAACGUUCGCGUGGCCAUCUACGCGCCCGUCGAGCCCAUCGUUGACUACAACAUGGUGGUCAUCUUCAUCCUAGCAGUGGGCACCGUGGCCGUGGGGGGCUACUGGGCUGGCGUGAUGGAGGCUGACUGGCUACAGCGGCAUCGGCCCCGAGGAGGAGGGGGGCCCGGCGGUCACCGCCACUGGCCAACGUCAGCAGCCCGGAGGCCGCAGGGGCCCCAGGAGGACGACGGCGAUGAUGCCGGCGCACCCGUGGACUUCACGCCGGCCAUGACGUGUGCCGUGGUCACCAUGUCCUGCUCCAUCAUGGCGCUGCUGUACUUCUUCUACGACUGCUUUGUUUAUGUGAUGAUCGCCAUCUUCGGACUGGGCGCCAGCACCGGCCUGUAUAGCUGCCUGGCGCCCCUGGCCCGCCGGCUGCCCCUGCGGCGCUACCAGUGGCCGCUGCCCGGCCGCCAGGUCUACGUGCGGCUGCCGCCGCUGCUCCUCGCCGGCCUGUGCGCGUCGGUGACGGUCCUCUGGGUGGUCCACCGCAACGAGGACCGCUGGGCCUGGCUCCUGCAGGACGUGCUGGGUGUCGCCUACUGCCUCUUCGUUCUGCGGCGCGUGCGGCUGCCCACGCUCAGGAACUGCGCCUCCUUCCUGGUGGCCCUUCUGGCCUUCGACGUCUUCUUCGUCUUCGUCACACCUCUUUUCACCAAGACUGGCGAGAGCAUCAUGGUGGAGGUGGCAUCGGGCCCUAUGGACUCCUCGAGCCGCGAGAGGCUGCCCAUGGUACUCAAAGUGCCCCGGCUAGGCUUCUCCACCUUGACGCUGUGCGACCAGCCCUUCUCCAUCCUCGGCUUCGGCGACAUCGUAGUCCCUGGCUUCCUGGUGGCCUACUGUCACCGCUUCGACGUGCAAGUCCGUGCCCACCAGGUCUACUACGUGGCUUGCACCGUGGCCUACGCCGUGGGUCUGCUGGUCACCUUUGUCGCCAUGGUUCUCAUGGAGAUGGGCCAGCCUGCCCUGCUCUACUUGGUGUCCAGCACCCUGCUCACCAGCCUGGCUGUGGCUGCCUGCCGCCGAGAGCUCACACUCUUUUGGACCGGUCAGGGCAGAACCAACGCACCUGCAGGGUCUGCAGCGGGCGCCUACAUCGCUCCCAAAGCAAGCGCCAAGCUGAGACCGUGGGCCAGGGCGGACGGCCGUGCGGCCAGCGAGGCUGAGGGGACUGCUGAGCAUGGAGGAGGGGGCCUAGACAGCCACCCCGAGGAAGACCUCACCGAGAUGGCCGCCGUAUCUGAGGAUCAAGCCACCAGUGCAGAGGACCACAGUGAGAGCUCCGGAGGCUGGAGUGACGCCAACCUGGAUCCUGAUGAGUUGUCUCUUCCCUCCCGGGAGGCCUCGGAGGAGCUGAUGCCACUGGCCCUGUUGAUACCACUGGUCCCAAUAACACCACCAGCCUCAGAGCUGGGCAAUACCCACACCCAGGCCCAGGCUCAUGAUGCCAACCUGCCCUGGAUGGGACUGCACAAGAGGAAGGGCGUAAGAGUUAAGAAGACCAUGUCCUCCUCCCAGGCUCCCCUGUGA
Messenger RNA from Jaculus jaculus (lesser Egyptian jerboa), 2082 nucleotides. It is a transcript of the gene Sppl2c, whose product is annotated as signal peptide peptidase like 2C. Gene Ontology annotation, biological process: membrane protein proteolysis. Bases 1 to 2082 code for a protein of 693 amino acids. Gene Ontology annotation, molecular function: aspartic endopeptidase activity, intramembrane cleaving. The record is from RefSeq and is a predicted model, not a curated record. The transcript has a single exon. Gene Ontology annotation, cellular component: lysosomal membrane; cytoplasmic side of endoplasmic reticulum membrane; lumenal side of endoplasmic reticulum membrane. Lineage: Eukaryota; Metazoa; Chordata; Mammalia; Rodentia; Dipodidae.